Messenger RNA from Gadus morhua (Atlantic cod), 2686 nucleotides. It is a transcript of the gene ppm1la, whose product is annotated as protein phosphatase, Mg2+/Mn2+ dependent, 1La. Gene Ontology annotation, biological process: protein dephosphorylation. The record is from RefSeq and is a predicted model, not a curated record. Gene Ontology annotation, molecular function: cation binding; protein serine/threonine phosphatase activity. The transcript has 4 exons. NCBI's taxonomy places the organism in Eukaryota, Metazoa, Chordata, Actinopteri, Gadiformes, Gadidae. The coding region runs from base 534 to 1655 and encodes 373 amino acids.
GCGCCCUUCGCCAGCAGCGACACAGACAAACGCUAGUAUGGGGGAGUGUGGAAAAUGUUACGGUUAUGGCAAACGGAGAGAGGGGACAGGAAUUAUAUAGACACGAUAACCCGGAGAAGAAACUGGGUCAGCGAAACAACGGGGGACUUCAUAAUACGUCCAAAAAUAGCCUCGAUGUCUCCCUUCAAAUGUUUAUCUAACCUCCAGGUGAGUUUUUCCGCUACAAAGGACCGCGCUUAAUGUUUUAGCGAAUCCGCAUGCAGCUGUUUGCCGGAGAUCUUCGCGUAGCGUCUUGCUGAGCAGCGGCUCAAAUCAAUGAGAACGGCCUGGUCCGCCUCUGCCUGGCUUUCAUUGCACUGCUGACCGACCAUCGGCCGUCUGGGGCGGGUAGACUACGCACUCGAUCGGGCCGGAUUGCACGUUCACCCGCAUCUCUCGUGUCAGACAUUUUGACACAAAAAAAAUCCCCCCCUUCGAUCGGAUGGAGUGAAUUGCACGUGAAGAAGAGACAGACCGCAGUUUGGUUGCGUGUGAUGAUAGGAGACACAAUGACGUUGUUGUCUCUUCUUGGUCGGAUCAUGCGUUAUUUUCUGCUCAGGCCAGAGACAUUGUUCCUGUUGUGUAUAAGCCUGGCCUUAUGGAGCUAUUUCUUCCACACCGACGAGGUGAAGACCAUCGUCAAGUCGAGCCGCGACGCUGUGAAGAUGGUCAAGGGGAAAGUGGCGGAGAUGAUGAUGAACGACCGGCUGGGCGGCCUAAGUGUGUUGGAUGCCGAGUUCUCCAAAACAUGGGAGUUCAAGAACAACAACGUGGCGGUGUACUCCAUCCAGGGGCGGCGGGAUCACAUGGAGGACCGCUUCGAGGUGCUCACGGACAUCACUAACAAAUCCCACCCGUCCAUAUUUGGGAUCUUUGACGGUCACGGUGGAGAGGCAGCGGCUGACUAUGUGAAGGCCCAUCUGCCUGAGGCCCUGAGGCAGCAGCUGCAGGCAUUUGAGCGCGAGCGGAAAGAGAGCUCACAGUCUUACGCCAGUAUCUUGGAACAGCGAAUCAUGGCAGUCGAUCGUGACAUGCUGGACAAACUCUCAGCCAAUCACGAUGAAGCAGGUCAGGAGCCGGGGAUGAUUGGAGGCACCACAUGUUUGGUAGCACUGCUAUCAGACAGAGAACUAACGGUGGCUAAUGUUGGAGAUUCGCGUGGUGUUUUGUGUGACAAGGACGGCAACGCCGUUGCUUUGUCACAUGACCACAAACCAUACCAGCUGAAAGAGCGUAAAAGAAUCAAGCGUGCAGGGGGCUUCAUCAGUUUCAACGGCUCCUGGAGGGUCCAGGGUAUCCUGGCCAUGUCCCGCUCGCUGGGCGACUACCCGCUGAAGAACCUCAACGUAGUCAUCCCCGACCCCGACAUCGUGACCUUUGACCUGGACAAGCUGCAGCCCGAGUUCAUGAUCCUGGCUUCGGACGGCCUCUGGGACGCCUUCAGCAACGAGGAGGCGGUGCGCUUUGUGCGCGAGCGGCUGGACGAGCCGCACUACGGCGCCAAGAGCAUCGUCCUGCAGUCCUUCUACCGCGGCUGCCCCGACAACAUCACCGUCAUGGUGGUGAGGUUCAAGAGUGGCGGCGGCGGCAAGGGCGGGGCUAAGAGCGGCGAGUGAGCCUGCGCUGUGGUUCUGGCUAGCCUUGGCCCACUCCUACUACACCUGGGGCAUGGACAACACCACCAGGGGGGGAGGAUGGGUCGCCGCCACCGGCGCCCUGAAUGCUCUGGUAUUAAACCCUAUUUAAAAAAAAAAAAAAAUCUGUAUAUAAAAAAAAUUGCAUCUUGAAGGAUCAAAUACACUGAAUCUCAAAAAGAUAUCGUCGCACCCGAUCCGAGGUGAUUUCUCGAAACCAGCACGUGAGACUGUGAUCGAUCUACUGUUUACUGGACAUUGGGGUACAUGUAUGCUACCGCUUUACCUUAGAACAAACACACACACACACACACACACACACACACACACACACACACACACACACACGCUGCACUUUCAAGAUUUAUUUUCAUGCGGAAUGACUACUCCUUGCAUAUCAGCCCACGUAGACGCAAUAGAAAGGGGAUGUCGUGUGUAACGUAUGUGUGCCCUGAUUUAGACCCAAACUCCCCCCCCCCCCUCCCUAAGUAUGCAGUCGCGAUUGGGCUUAACCAUCCCACAUUAAACGGAUGCAUGCCGUCCAUAUCAGGGCAUGAGGUGGUGUGAACGGCUGUGACUUGAUGCAGCUGUUAUAAAGAGAAAAAAAAACGACACGUGUAUAAUGCAGCCGUGACGUGAAUGUUAUCUGCUUGUAAUGCCAUGCCGCUUAAGAAGCAAUAUGACGGGGGAAAAAAACACACUUUUCUUUUUAUAUGCGAUCAUAUUUGAUUGUAAUUGAUUUACUACUGAUUUGAAUCCUACUUUUUGUUAUCAAGUGUUAUUUUUGUUUGCAUUAGUUGUAUUGAGAGAAAUGAUAAGCCUAUUUUUCUUAUUAUUCUUUAAUAAGCUACCUUAAUGCCUUAUUUAAAUCUUAAAAUCCGCCCAACACACAAUUUAUGAAGAUUAUGUAUGUGAGAUCUCAGUAUUGAAAUCGUAAAAUGUUCAUUGUGAACGUUUUAUUCAUCUGCGUGACAGUCUGCCAAUAAAUUUUAUUUUGCUGGGUUGUUUUGAAA